GGCAGGGCGGCUCCACCGAGGCCCGCCGCCGCCUCCGCCCACCCGGGGCCCGGGCCGAGGGCGCGGCGCUCCCCGACGCCGGGAGCGCGCUGAGUGCCCGGGGGCGCAGGGGGCGGACUCCGGGGACCUGGGACGCUGGCCGAGGCGCGCCGGCCCUCUGACGCCCGGAGCGUGGAAAAAUACAGAGGCGUAUUCCAGAGUUGACUGUUGAUGGCAUGUACAGUUAGAGGGUGCUUGUUGGCACUUAUUUUUAUCAUCAUGUCGCUGUUGGUUAAGGCAAAAAUAGACGUGUGCAAGAGAGGGGACGUGACCGUGACGCCGAACCAUGUAAUUUCACUGGGAUCAGCAGUCAAUAUUUCGUGCUCUUUGAAGCCCAAACAAGACUGCUCGCGAUGUUCCCGCUGCAACAAGUUAAUCCUCUACAAGUUCGACAGAAGAAUCCAUUUUCAGCAGGGUCGCUCCCUCAGUUCUCAAGUCACAGGUCUUCCCCUGGGUACAACUCUGUUUGUCUGCAAACUGGCCUGUGGCAGUAGUGACGAGAUUCGAAUAUGUGGGGCAGAGAUCUCAGUUGGCGUUGUUCCAGAACAGCCUCAAAACUUAUCUUGCGUACAGAAGGGAGAACGUGGGACCGUGACCUGCAUCUGGGACAGAGGCUGGGGCACCCACCUCUAUACGGUGUAUGCUUUACAGUUAAAUGGACCAAAAAACUUAACUUGGCAGAAGCAAUGUAGUGAUCAUGAUUGUGACCGUUUGGACCUGGGGAUCAGCCUGACCCCUGAAUCCCCUGACUUCGGUUACACAGCCAAGGUUACUGCGAUCAACAGUCUUGGGAGUGCUUCUUCGUUUCCAUCCACGUUCACAUGGUUGGACAUAGUGAGGCCUCUUCCUCCGUGGGACAUCAGAAUCAAAUGUGUGAACGCUUCCGUGAGCAGAUGUAUCCUUCAGUGGAGAGACGAGGGGCUGGUGCUGCUCAAUCGACUCCGAUAUCGGGCCAGUAACAGCAGGUCCUGGAACAUGGUUAAUGCUACAAACGCUAGAGGAAGACAUGACUUGCUGGAUCUGAAACCCUUUACAGAAUAUGAAUUUCAGAUUUCCUCUAAGCUGCAUCUUUCUAAAGGUAGCUGGAGCAAUUGGAGUGAACCACUGAGAACACAAACACCGGAAGAAGAGCCUACCGGGAUGUUAGAUGUCUGGUACACGAAACAGCCCAUUGACUACAAUAGACAACGGAUUUCUCUUUUCUGGAAGAAUCUGAGUGUGUCGGAGGCAAGAGGAAAAAUCCUCCACUAUCGGGUGACCUUGCAGGAGGUGGCAGGGCAGGAAGCCACACUACAGAACAUCACAGAACAUACCUCCUGGGCCUGGGUGGUUUCCGGAACUGGGACCUGGACUGCAGCUGUGUCUGCAGAGAACUCAAAAGGCAGCUCCCCGCCCACUCACAUUAACAUAUCGGACCUGUGUGGGGCAGGGCCGUUGGCGCCUCUCCAGGUGUCUCCAGCUGCGGAGGGCACAGACAGCAUCAUGGUGAGCUGGGAGCCUCCGGGUGGAGCCGCCCCUGCUGUCCAGGAGUACGUGGUGGAAUGGGCUGAGCACCAGCCCAGGGGCGGCACACAGGCCCCUCCUCACUGGCUGCGGAGCACCCCCGCCAACGUGUCCGCCCUGAUCGCAGAGAACAUAAAACCCUACACCUGUUAUGAAAUCCGGGUGCACGCGCUGUCAGGGGACAGGGCAAGGUGCAGCUCCACCCGGGGCAACUCUAAGCACAAAGCCCCACUGAGUGGCCCCCACAUCAAUGCCAUCACAGAGGAGAAGGGGAGCAUUUUAAUUUCAUGGGACGAGAUUCCAGCCCAGGAGCAAAUGGGCUGCAUCCUCCAUUACAGGAUAUACUGGAGGGAACGGGACUCCGACUCCCAGCCUCGAUUUUGCGAACUUCCCUAUGGGGUGUCCCCAAAUUCCCAUCCCAUAGACAGCCUGCGGCCCAGAGUGACAUACGUCCUGUGGAUGACAGCUCUGACAGCUGCUGGCGAAAGCCCCCGAGGGAACCAGAGGGAAUUUUGUCAGCAAGGGAGAGCCAGCUGGAGCACGUUUGUGGCACCGAGCAUUUGCAUUGCUGUCAUCACGGUGGGCAUUUUCUCAGUGCGCUACUUCCGGCAAAAGGUGUUUGCUCUCCUGUCUGCCCUCAGAACUCAGUGGUGUAGCAGAGAAAUUCCGGACCCAGCGAAUAGCACUUGGGCCAAGAAAUACCUGCUUGUGGAGGAGAAGACACAGCUGCCCUUGGACAGGAUCCUGACAGACUGGCCCCUUCUUGAAGAACCUGAGCCCCUGGUCAUCAGUGAAGUCCUUCAUCAAGUGACCUCAGUCUUCGGACAUCCCCAUCGCCCCAACUGGCCGGAAAAGGGACGAGGAGUCCAAAGUCACUACACCUCUGAGGAAGACACAGGGUCCAGCGCCUCGAGCCCACCACCUCCAAGGGCUCUCACAGCAGAGACAGGGCAACUAGUGAAUCUGUACAAGGUGCUGGGGGGCAGGAGCCCCGACUCCAAGCCGGGAAACCCAGCCGGCCCCUUGACAGUCCUGCCCGUGGACUACCUUCCCACCGAGGGCUACUUACCCUCCAACAUGGACUAUCUCCCUUCCCAUGAGGCUGCUGUAACUGGCCCCGGGGAGGCACUGGAGCCGCAGCCCAUCGCCCUCUCCAUUUUCCCCUCAAGUCCCCUUCACCCGCUCACCUUCUCCUGUGGUGAAAAGCUGACUCUGGAUCGGUUAAGGAUGGGGUGCGGCUCCCUCAUGCUAUGAGUGGCAAAGCUCGAAGCUUGGAAAGUCAGUGUGCCCCUAGCCAGCACAGCAUACCUGAUCUACCCAGCCCCUUGCUGCAGGGUCAUCACGUCUGGGUGCUGUCAUCGGGCCUGCCUGCAGCUAGAGGGCAGGCAAGCCAGCUCAGGGUGACUUGGGAACUGAGAGUUGGUGGUAACCCAUACUUCAUCCUGCCCUCUCCAGAGCCUUAGAUUACAUCCUCCACCAUGUGGACCCAGAGACUCCAAUCUGGGUUCCGGCAACUGUCUUGGCUAUUUUGGCCAGAAGGGGAAAGGAGAGUGGAAACCAGAACUCUUGCCAGCAACGGCAAACAGCCCACACGACCAUUCAUGCAACAACUAUUCGUAAGGCAGCUACUCCAUACGAGGACUUAUCUAGAUCAGUACUGUCCAAUAGGCCUUUCUGAGAUAAAAAUGUGCUGUUUGUCUGCACUGUACAAGAGUAGACACUAACCACAUUAACUAUUGACCACUUUGCAGUGUGUCUAGUAUGACUGAGGAACUGAAUUUUUAUUGUAAAUUUAAAGUCACCACCGAUACUGGCUACCGUCUUGGGGAGCACAGCUCUAUCACGGACUUCUAGUGAGCAUUAGAGGGAACCUUCAGAACAGAUCAGUUUAGUUCUACAGAUGAGGAUAUAAAAGACCCUGAUGAAGACCAAUAAAAGGGCUCCCAAGACGGUCAUGACCACCCUCAUUUGCGGAAGCCUAAGAAUGUACCUUCUUCCUAAUUUUGCUAGUUUGUUUUGCCUUCAUCCUUUCAGAGAAUCAAGAGCAGCUUGAUGGUGGCAAGCUACUGUAAACCCACCACAGGACCCCAGGCAAGCAGCCUCCCUCUCGGAACUCUGAUGUCUUACCAAGGUGGGGCCCGAGGCUCUCCAACCCCGCUCUCUCCUUUCUGCUGCAGCAGGUGCUGCCUUCAGGACCAGGACUACCUCAGGGUCUAAGACCCACACCACCAAGUUUGCACUCAAAACUUGUCCCCUUCUCGCAAAGGCAUCUGCUUUCCCUCCCCAGAAAGACUGAGCUGGUCCUCAGAGAGCUCAAGCUGAGCCUGGAAGAUACUUCUCUUCUCCCCAGCACACACUUGGAACGUGAUCCACGUUCUACUCCUUUCAAGCUGUGGCCCCUGGCCUGUCACUUUCCUCUUGCCCAUCGCUGCCUCUGUCCCUUCACUAUAGGCACUUCUGCUAAGCUGCCAGGGCAAGAGUCUUGGCUAAGUGCUAAUAGUUCUCUUCCCAAAAGAACAGGAUGAGAGGCCCAAGAAUCUUUUUCUUAAAUCCCUGUCAAGCCUAGGGCCUACCCACUACGGCCAUCCCACCCAAACACUGGAGCUCAGGCGGCUUUGGUUUAUCAGACGUCCCUCAGAGCUCUGAAAACCGAAGCAGUGAACACGUGCUCUGCGUAUUCAUGUUUAACUCUUCAUCCGUGCUUCCUGCCAGUCCAGACAAGUUAGUUCUGCACUUUCUUUGAAAAACUUAAGCUCUUUCCUUCCAUCUCCAUUCUACCCUAUUCAGCAGCUGCACAGCACCCCAACACCACGGUUCUCGGCAGCUCAGCAGCUUCAGCUUUGGCUUGUCUGCACCCAGGAUGUGAUGCCCCCCCAUUAGUUUUCAAUAGGCCAUGACAGACAAGGCCACCUCCUCAGCAGGCCAAUCUAUCACCUCUUGACAAUGGGAGCCAACAUUUUUCUUCCAAAAGUCAUGCCAACACUUGACAUUCUGAGAAAUGUGUUAGGCAAUUUUGUCGUUGUGCGAACAUCAGAGUGCACUUACACAAACCCAGAUGGUACAGCCUGCUACAUACCUAGGCUCUGUGGUACUAAACUUAUGGGACCGCUGUUGUAUAUGGUUUGUCGUUGAGCGCAACACUGAUGUGGCCUCUAUGCAGCACGUGACUGUACCUGUUUCUCCUACUUUGAUUUCCUUGACUACCUGCUAUCCACCUUAAGUCUCUGCUCCCCUCCCUCCUUGGUCCCAAUACCCAACUCCCAGUCUCCCUUUGAUCCCCCAGACCCUUUCCCUUCCUUUAAAGCCCAGGCAAUACUGCAGUCAUUUGUUUUCCUAAAAAAGUAAACAAAACAAAACAAAUAAAAACGUUUAAAGGGAGACUUUCUUGACUCCAAAGGCUCCUUCUAAGAAUGCAAGGCCUUAGUGCCUCCCCUAGUGUGAUGCCCACACCACUUACUUCCUCUACUGGACUAGCAAUAACUUGAAGACAGGAAGCAUGACACUGUUUCCCCAGCACCAUACCUGGCUAUCCAUAGUAGGCUAUCAACAAAAAGCAAAAUGUGUCACCUGUCACCACUUUCAUCUUACUCCUUCUUUUCCAGAGGCCAGUACAGCAGUCUCUGCUUCCUCUUUACAGCUACAAUUGAGUCUGUCUGUUCCUCUUCAUUCCCAGCCCCCAUUCUACCCCACUGUUCACUGACGGCGCCACUGUAAUACACGGGGCGUGUCUUAUUUUAAAUGCCUAUUUGAGCAUGCCUUCGGCUGCUCACUCUGCCAGAUAAGAUGUCCUUUCAUGAUGACAGAGGAUGGCGACCUCGCUCUACCCUUGCCCCAAGUAGUUUUCACAACCCUCCUCCCCCCACACAAAAUCCCAAACCAGGAUGCCUGGUUCCACCAGGGCUAGGUGCAGCUCACCAAUAUUCACACAGCCAGGCUUGCAUUCCUCAGGAAAAUUAGCAAUGAUUUAAAUCCUCACUCCUGAUGGACAUCCUAAAGUCAACCCAGAAAUCUCUGCUCUCUUAAAACAUCAAAUUCCUUGAUCUCUGGGACCUAAACACUACAAAUAGAGUCCAACUGCAUUCUUAAUGGAUUCCUAGUCAUGUCCACCAUUAAUUCUUGUGUAGAGAUCCUUACCUUGAAUUGUUCCUUAAGGGGCCCUCUUUCCCAGAAGCCAGAGAUUCUAUUUCCUGGGCUUUUGUCUUCCUUACAGGCAAUAUGAAAGUCAAACUAGUGUUAUCUAGUUCUUUCCCUUUGCUGCCUUUUCCCCUCCACCCUGUCCCAAUCUCUCUGUUUCCUUUAAUAGCCUACAGGGACAACACCAAUGCCCUGAAGCCAGGGAGAGAGAUCAAGCUAGGCAUUCUCUUCUGGUCAAUGCGCCCUGUCCAGUCCUUGGUUUUUCUCCAUCAAGCUCAUUGUCUUUCACCUGAUGCCUUGUCAUCUGUCCCAGUAUCGCUGCUCAAGCCUUCCAAAGGAGCCCUGUUUUUCUCUUCCUAGCAUGCAGAUGUUCACAUUAGCCACCCUCAUGAAAAGCUGACAGGUGAACCCUCAAGUAAAUCACUCUCUAGAGUAAGAGAUCAGAAAGGUCUCUUCUUCCCCCUAAAAAAAGGUAAGCAAUUCCAUCAAUUGGCUAACUGAUGAUGAAAAGAAACAAGUCAGAUCUUUACAUCACAGCCUAUACUGGAAUAAAUUUCCACUUAAAACUUUGCAGGGGCCAACCCCAUGGCUGAGUGGUUAAGUUUGCGUGCUCCGCUUCGGCAGCCCAAGGUUU
This is a messenger RNA of Equus quagga, 6310 nucleotides long. It is a transcript of the gene IL12RB2, whose product is annotated as interleukin 12 receptor subunit beta 2. Gene Ontology annotation, cellular component: external side of plasma membrane; signaling receptor complex; membrane. Bases 211 to 2796 code for a protein of 861 amino acids. The record is from RefSeq and is a predicted model, not a curated record. The transcript has 16 exons. Gene Ontology annotation, molecular function: cytokine binding; cytokine receptor activity. Gene Ontology annotation, biological process: cytokine-mediated signaling pathway. NCBI's taxonomy places the organism in Eukaryota, Metazoa, Chordata, Mammalia, Perissodactyla, Equidae.